AAUGGAAAAGAAGUAAAUAUUGGUUUAGGGAAUAUGAGAAUUUUCCAGUUGUUUUAAAAUGUUUACAUAAUUCUCAAGAUAUUACGGCCGAUUUUUUAAGAGAAAUUGGAACCCAUAAAAUGAUUUUAAAAUAUAUAGGUUAUGUAACACACUGUUUUGGCAUUACUAAAGAUCCAGAAUCUAGAGAUUUUAUGAUAGUAAUGGGAUAUGUAAUAAAUGGUAGUUUAAGACAACAUUUAAAUAAUAGUUUUAAUUCAACAAAAUGGGAUGAAAAGUUAAAAAUUUUACAAGAUAUUGCAAAGGGCCUCGCUUAUAUUCAUGAAAAUGGGUUAAUUCAUCGUGAUUUUCAUUGUGGUAAUAUAUUAAAAGAAGAGAAUUAUGCUUUAAUUACUGAUUUAGGAUUAUGUCGACCAGCGAAUGUAAAACCAUCCCAAAAUGAACGUAAAGAACUAUAUGGGGUAUUACCCUAUGUAGCACCAGAAGUCUUAAGAGGAAAAGAAUAUACUCAAGAAAGUGAUAUAUAUGGAUAUGGAAUUAUUGCAUAUGAAGUCUGUACAGGGCUUCCUCCUUAUCAUGAUAUUGUUUAUGAUAAAUUCUUAGCUAUUAGCAUUUGUCAAGGACUUAGGCCAAAAUCAAAUUAUAAAAUUCCUCAAUUAAUUCUAAACAUAAUUAAACAAUGUUGGGAUGCUGAUCCUUUAAAACGACCUAAAGCAGAAGAAUUAAAAAGUUUAUUACGUGAUUUAUAUUAUUCAAGAGAAAAUCCUGGAAAUCAUGAAAUCAAAAAGCAAAUUAAAGAAGCAGAUAAAAUUAAUGAGAAGUUAACAUCAUCAUCAUUAUUAUACAAUGGACCUACUCUUUCAUAUACUACAAAUCCCCAAGCAGUUUACACGAGUAGACUUUUAAAUUUUAAAAAUCUUCCAGAACCAAAAAAUGCUACUGAUAACAAGGUUGAUGAUAAUUCAUUUGGAGAAUAUUCAGGUAAUUAAUUUCCUAAUUUACUUUACAAAAGCGUUCUUUAAAUAUUUUAUUUGAUGUAUAUAAUUAUUUUUUUUAUAUUAUAGAAUCAAUAGAAGCAAUAGAUUUUACUAAAUUAGACCUAGGUACUUAUAUAC
Molecule: messenger RNA, 1112 nt
Organism: Rhizophagus irregularis DAOM 181602=DAOM 197198
Lineage: Eukaryota; Fungi; Glomeromycota; Glomeromycetes; Glomerales; Glomeraceae
Source: RefSeq, a predicted model, not a curated record